Messenger RNA from Funneliformis geosporum, 1554 nucleotides. Lineage: Eukaryota; Fungi; Glomeromycota; Glomeromycetes; Glomerales; Glomeraceae. The record is from the annotation of a GenBank genome assembly.
AUGAUCAAUAAUAAAGAUUCUUCAAUGAAUGAUAAUGAUGAACAAAAUAUUGAUAAAGAAAUCCCAAAAUCCUUGAUCAUCAAUAUCGAUGAAAGGAAUUCGAUUGAUUCAAUAAAAAUAACUGCAGAGUUGACUAAAGUAAAUGAGGAAAAGGAAGUUAAUGAGAAUUCUAAAGAUAAUCCAUUUAACUGGUCCAAAAGGAAGAAAUGGUUUACUUUGGUGGUACUUUCUUGCGGUGCCACUAUAUCUCCUAUAUCAUGCAUUAUGUUUUAUCCCGCAGUAUUGGAAGUUCGAAAUCAAUUGCAUACAACUAGCAUGUUGACAAACGCGUCAAUCUCAAUAUAUCUAAUUUUUCAGGGCAUUGGACCAUUGGGAUGGGCAGCCUAUUCUGAUUCCAGACAGACUCGUAAAAAUGUUUAUAUCUUUUCCCUAAUUCUCUUCAUCGUAGCUUCAGUGAUAUGUGCGAUAAUAAACAAUAUUUGGUGGUUGAUUAUAAUAAGAAUUAUACAAGCAUGUGGUUCCAGUGCUUUGCAUGCAAUCGGACCUACGACGAUAAAACUUGGAAACGCAUUUGGAUUCUUUUAUUUAUUCCCAAUUAUUGGACCUUUAAUGGGACCGGUUAUCGGAGGUUAUGUUACAGAAUAUUUUGGUUGGAGAUGGAUAUUUUGGCUAAUGGCAAUAAUGGGAAUUAUAGUGUUAAUACUUAUAUUCUUUUUCGUUCCUGAAACUUAUCCGAAACGAAAACCCAACACCACAAUUACCACCACCUCCGUCUCCUCCUCUUCCCCAAAUUCUUCCAAUAGGAAAUUUAUAAAUCCAUUUGCUCCAUUAUCCCUAUUUCGAUAUCCAAAUUUAUCCAUAAUAAUACUCUAUUUAUCGAUAUUACUUUCAUUUAUCUAUUUGCAAGGAGCGUUAAUCCCGAUCGAAUUCAGCAAGGGUUAUAACUUAACCGCCGCAAAACUUGGUUUGAUGUUUUUAUCUCCCGCAUUGGGUUACAUGUUUGGUAGUGUAAUCGGAGGUAGGUAUGCUGAUUACUUUUUGAAAAAUGCGAAACGAACCGCUUUAAUCGCUCAACGAAAAGAAAUCGAGAAAAUAAUUGAAAAGGAUGAAAAUAAUAUGAUUAUACUUGAAUCGAUUCAGGUUGAACCCGAGAUAAGAAUUCAUGGAACUUGGUUAGGUAGCAUCAUUGUAUCUAUAAGUUUUUUGGCAUUCUCUUGGUUAUUAGAAUAUCGAGUUUCAAUAAUAUUUCCGAUAAUAUUUAUGUUUCUUGGAGGAUUUGGACAACUCUUGGCAUUUACAACAGUAUUUACUUAUCUGGUGGAAUCAUUUCCAACCCAAUCCGCUUCAAUUAAUUCGGAUUUAACAUUUUCAAGGCAAUUGGUCGCUGGGUUAUUAUCUCUGUUCUCGGUACCUAUAGAUGAAGCGUUAGGUGUUGGAUGGACUUUUAGUUUGGUGGUGUUUUUGAAUAUUAUUGGAACUUUAUCAGUCAUUGUCGUAUUAUUUAAAGGUAAACAAUGGAGAUUAAAAUUUAAACAAGAUUUUAAUUUAAAAUAG